Rotaria socialis is the source of this 1521-nucleotide messenger RNA. Lineage: Eukaryota; Metazoa; Rotifera; Eurotatoria; Philodinida; Philodinidae. The record is from the annotation of a GenBank genome assembly.
AUGACUGCAACACAUCCCUACACGAUUCCCGUUAUUUCGGGCGAUUUACGCCGCGCCGAAUUCGUUAAACAACUGGCGGAUACAUUCGAUUAUAUGGACACUGUAUCUCAAGAUAUGUUUAAUCGUAUUGCUAUUCGUCUUAACAUUUAUCGUGCGCAGUUAAAUAAAUUUGACGAACGCAUUCAACAUGCUAACGCUCAUAUUGAUCGUAUUAAAGGUUCAAAGCGUGCUAUUCAAGUACAUUCGAGUGCACGCUAUCCGGUUGAACAAAAUCGGUCGACAUACAAAUCAAUAUUUGAAUGUGAUACCGACAAUGAAGAUAAUAGACCCCCGGUACUUCACUAUAAUUUAUUUCGUUUAAAUGAAACAAACGAUAGAUUCAUUGAUCGUAAUGACAAAGAAUCGAAAUCGAAAGACGAUACAUUAGUUGUAUUAAAACAAUAUGAUGAUAAUUUUAUUCAAAAAACAAAAAGAAACAUUUUGCAUGGCUUAGGAAAGCCACCAACGAAUAUUAAAUCAGUUGUUUCAUUUCUUAAAUAUAACACACCGGAAAAUCCUUAUACACAGCCCACAAAAAUUGACCCAUUAAAUGUUGGCGGACGAAUGCGUAAACAAGCCGAUGAACCUACUCAACCACGUAUUGUCGAAACUCCAUUACCUGCGUUUUAUUCACAACGGUCGGAACGUCCGAAAAUAGGUGAUUUCGGUUAUAAUCCUACACUGGGUAUUGUACCUCAACUUAGUCUUCCUGACAACCUACCGGAACUGGAUAAUUAUGCGACGUUCGAUGAGAAUACGACUAAUGAUUGGUCGGGUCAACAAAUGACGUCGAUUGCACCUUCAUAUGCUAUUUCAAUGUUACCAGAUAUUAAUGAUCUAUCGUCAUCAGCAACAACAACGACUCUGCCUCCAGUUGAACCUCCAAGAACAACUGCAUUGGCUCCUCCGCCGGUUGACAUACCGGCAAUCAUUCCGCUAACAUCUACUUCAAAUACUGCUCCACCUCCAGCUCCACUACUACCACCACCUGCUCCUCCAUUGUCUUCGACAGUUCCUUCAAUUUUAACACCACCGCCGCCACCCUCAUUAGCUGCUAAUGAAUCGCAAGGAUCGGCUAAUAAUGCAGCUAAUAACAACGGUGACGACAAUGACGAUGAUGAUGGUGGUAAUGCGUUCCUUGCAGAAAUUCGUAAUUUUUCAAAAGCAAAUAAACUGAAAGCAGCAUCAAAAUCAAAUCCAGUCGAUAAUGCACCAUUACCACCGUCACAUGAACAAGAAAAUAUUAUGGAUACUCUAAAGAAACGUUUAAUGCAACGACGUGGUUUCAUCACUGGCGAAUCUGUGCCAUCGUCAGCUGCUGUUGAAAAACCUAUACCUGCACCACCAGCACCUCCACCAGCAACUGGCGGUGCAUUUACAGAUGCCAUUGCAGAUAAAGCAAAACAAAUUGCUGCUGAAAAACUACGUCAAGCAGAUAGCUCAGAUGAUGAUGAUAACGACAAUGAAGAUGAUUGGGAAUAG